Messenger RNA from Cyphomyrmex costatus, 3288 nucleotides. RefSeq lists its product as uncharacterized. The transcript has 4 exons. The record is from RefSeq and is a predicted model, not a curated record. Lineage: Eukaryota; Metazoa; Arthropoda; Insecta; Hymenoptera; Formicidae. Gene Ontology annotation, biological process: telomere maintenance; DNA repair. Bases 1 to 3288 code for a protein of 1095 amino acids. Gene Ontology annotation, molecular function: DNA helicase activity.
AUGCGAGAAUUGAAUAUAUUUGCUCAAUCUUAUCAAAUGAUGGGAGAAGAAUUAGAAAAUCAACAACGAUUAGAAAUAGAAUCUGGAGAAUUAUUGCCAGAAUUACAAUUAUUAUUUACAUUAAGACCAGGUAUGGAUCAACGUCGAUAUAAUGCUCAAAGAACUAAUGAAGUAGCAGCUGUUUUUUGUACUACUGCUGAUGGAGAAAUUCCAGAAUCAUAUGUAACAAUACGUAAUAAAAGUACCAAAAUUUUACAAAAUGUUAGUACUAUGGAUCCAAAUGUUGAACCAUGGAUAUAUCCCUUAUUUUAUCCAUAUGGCACUCAAGGAUGGCAUUGCAAUUUAACAAAAUUAAAUAGUAAUAAACGAAUAACUAGAGGCCAGUAUAUUAAAUAUCGCAUGGCUAUUCGCGAUGAAUUUAACGUGUUUUUAUUAGGUCGUCGUUUAUUUCAACAAUGGCUUGUAGACAAUUAUGUAAAAAUUGAAAAAGAUAGAAUAAAUUAUUGUAAAGAUCAUCAAAAAGAAUUGCGUACUGAAACAUAUCAAGGUUUAAGAGAUUAUAUAACUAAUAUGGCAAAUAAUUUAAAUGGACGUAUUGGAAAGAUGGUUAUACUUCCAUCCUCAUUUAUUGGAUCACCUCGUAAUAUGUUACAAAAUUAUCAAGAUUCAAUGGCAAUUGUUAAUAAAUUUGGUAAACCAGAUCUUUUCAUUACAAUGACUUGCAAUCCAAAAUGGCGCGAAAUCGAAGAAAAUCUUUUACAAGGACAACAAGCUUCUGAUAGACCUGAUAUUUGUGCACGUGUUUUUAAUAUUAAAAAGGAUUAUUUAAUUGAUUUAAUUGUAAAGCAAAAGUUUUUUGGAGAAGUAGCUGCAUUUGUAUAUGUUAUUGAAUUUCAAAAACGCGGUUUACCACAUGUUCACAUAUUAGUUACUUUAAAAUACAAUUUUAAAAUAACAACUCCACAGAUUGUUGACAAAUAUAUUUCUGCUGAAAUUCCUGAUCCAUGUAAAAAUCAUAUUUUACAUGACAUAGUUAUGAGAAACAUGAUUCAUGGACCUUGUGGAAAUUGGUGUUUGAUAGAUGGAAAAUGUUCGAAACAUUAUCCUAAAUCAUAUCUUGAAGAGACUAAAAUGGAUGAAGAUGCUUAUCCUUACUAUCGUCGGCGAAAUAAUGGCAAGAGUUUUGAACGUCCUGGUGGAUAUAUAGUUGACAAUCGUUAUGUAGUUCCGUAUUGUCCUAUUUUAUCGAUUAUUUUUAAUUGUCACAUAAAUGUUGAGAUAGUUUCAAGUAUCAAAUCAGUUAAAUAUCUGUAUAAGUAUAUUUAUAAGGGACACGAUGCCGCUGCUAUAACAAUUGAGCCAAUAACAGAUAAUAUAAUUAUUGAUCAUGAUGAAAUACGAAAUUUUAUAGAAACUCGAUAUGUUGGACCUGUAGAAGCCUGUUGGCGUAUUCUCGAAAAAAAAUUACAAGAUAAAAGUCAUACUAUAGUACGUUUGCCAGUCCAUCUUCCGAACGAACAAAAUGUUAUAAUUGAAAAUGAAGUUAUUGAAGAAGCAAUGAUUAACGCUUUAAAUCAAGUUACAAUGUUAAUUGAUUAUUUCUCCUUAAAUUCACGCGAUGAAGAAGCAAGACAAUAUUUAUAUGUAGAAAUUCCACGCUAUUAUACGUUUAAGAAAGAGAAAAUUAAUGGAAGAAAUGUAUCAUGUUGGGUCAAACGCAAAAGUCAUUAUAAUUGUAUAGGACGAAUGUAUUCCGUUAGUCCAACACAAACAGAAUUGUUUCAUUUACGACUAUUAUUACUGACUAUAAGAGGAGCUACAAGUUUUAAUGAUUUAAGAACUAUAAAUGGAGAAAUAUGUCAAUCAUUUUCAGCAGCAUGUCUAGCUUUAGGUUUAAUUGAAGAUGAUGAUGAAUGGAAACGAGCUAUGAAUGAAGCUGUUGGAUGGAUGAUGCCUCGACAACUUCGUAGAUUAUUUGUACGUAUAUUAUUACACUGUCAACCUUUACAUCCUGAAGAACUCUGGGAAAAUUUUAAAGUAACAAUGUCAGAAGAUUAUGUUCGACACUUUGGAUUGUUACAAGGACAAAGGAAAGCAUAUACGCAAAUUAAUAUUAUGCUUAGUGCUGAAGGUAAAAGUUUUGCCGAUUUUCCACAAAUGGAACAAUUGAUAGAAAACGAAGAAGAGGAUGAUUAUAGAACACUUGAAGAAACUAUAGAAAUUGGUACCAGACAAUAUGAACAAUUAAAUGAUAAGCAGAAAGAAAUAGUAGAUCUUGUAUUAAACAGACUAGAUACUAAUAAUCACAAUAGUAAUUGUAUUUAUAUCGAUGGUCCUGGUGGUUCAGCGACAUUAUUGCCAGCAGGAAAAACAGUUCAUAAAACAUUUGGAUUGCCAGUUCCAUUAUUUGCUGAUUCAUCAUCUAGGAUUAAAAUCCAAUCCAAGGAAGCAAAGUAUUUGAAAGAAACCGAUAUUUUUAUUUGGGAUGAAGCGCCAAUGGCACCACGAUAUGCUCUAGAAAUAAUGGAUCGAACAUUGCGUGAUAUCAUGAAUAAUGAUUUACCUUUUGGUGGAAAAAUUGUCGUGUUAGGUGAAAAUAUGCGAGUUCUUCCAGAGGAAACUGAAUUUGCAAAGUUUCUAUUGGAUAUGGGAGAUGGCGUAUUAAAUGAUUCUAACGAUAAUAUACAACUUCCAAAUUGUUGUAUCGCACCCAUUAAUGCUGAUAUUGUACAAGAUAUAUAUGGUGAUUUGAUAAAAAAUAAAGAAUUCAAUAAAAUAGCAAAGUGUGCAAUACUUUCCGCACGAAAUGCUGAUGUAGAUGAAAUUAAUAAACGUGUUGUCGAAUUAUUAGAAACGUUUGAAGAACGAAUUUAUACAAGUACAGAUAGUACUGAAAACUGUGGUGAUAAUGGUGACAUUGGUGAAGCUUUACUACCAGAAUAUUUAAAUACUUUAUCACCGUCAUCUCUUCCACCUUAUGAAUUGCGUUUAAGACCAAAUUGUGUCAUUAUGUUGAUUAGAAAUCUUAGUAUCAAUGAAGGUCUUUGUAAUGGUACUAGAUUAAUGAUUAUAGCACUUGGCGACCAUUUAUUAAAAUGCAAAAUCUUAACAGGUGAUAAAUACACAAAUGACAGACGUAAUGAAGAAAAUAUAUGCGAUUGCAGGGUUGCACUGGAAAAUAGCGAACGCGAAGACGGUAUAAUACCUAACUCAGCAAUAACAGGAGAUCAGUUCACGAAACUUAAAGAAGAAAAUGCAGAACUACUUCGUAAAUUGGAAUCCUUCUAA